This is a messenger RNA of Neurospora hispaniola, 2110 nucleotides long. RefSeq names its product heterokaryon incompatibility protein-domain-containing protein. The coding region runs from base 251 to 2110 and encodes 619 amino acids. The transcript has 2 exons. The record is from RefSeq and is a predicted model, not a curated record. NCBI's taxonomy places the organism in Eukaryota, Fungi, Ascomycota, Sordariomycetes, Sordariales, Sordariaceae.
CUUUUGGGUUUUUCUUCUUUUUCUCCUCAAGGUCGAAUUGACAAGGAAGCAAACACAGCAUUACAGCCACUAUAGACAGCUAGCUGUUAGUGCAUACGCGGGGAACGACGUAUAAUCCCUUAACGGCACUUAUACACCACGACGACCAAUCACGUUCAGCACCUCACAUCCUCGAACCACAAUCACAACGACAACGGACAUCAACGUCAAAACACACCAAACAAACUAUACAGAAAAAAGAAAGAAAAAAAUGCCAACAGUCAUGGGCCUGACCACCGACUCCUCCUCCAAAACCACCACCACCCUCGGCAACCAAGACCUCAAAAAGCCCAACGGCGGCUCCCGCCUCGACACCAUUUCCAAACGCAACCACCACGCCGCCAAAGAGAUCGAGACCCUCUUCUGGCGCUGCCUCUGCGACGACCCCUCCGCCGCCCCGGAAUACAUGGCCGAGGACUGCAUCCUCAUCAACCCUCUCUUGUCGUCGCACCCCUCCACCACCCCGCUAUCGAAAGACAGCGAGCCGAACAUACUAGAGGUGUUUGAAAAGGCGGAACCGUGGGCUGGGUUCCGGUUCCAUGGAGAUCCGCUGGUGGUGGAGAUUGAUUUGAUGGCUGUGGCGUUGGUGUACAAGGUUAGUUUGUAUACGGUUGAUAAAAAGGGCAAGGGGACGAGGGAGGUGGUGGCGAGUGUGAGUAGUAGUUGGAGGCAGACGGCGGGGGCGGAUUGGGUGUUGGUGGCGCAUCAUUGUCAAAUUGGUGAAGACCAGGGCGAAGACGAACUUCCCCCAGCGGGCCUGCCCCUUACAGAAGAGUGCGGGAAUUCCAUCCGUUUAUUGACACUCAGGGAACCGAAUUCUCAUGAGGGAGAGACAUUGUCGCUGGAAAUGCAUCUCUCAACAACAUCUGAGGAGUACAUUGGGCUAUCCUACGAAUGGGGCCAAGCGAAGCCGGAUGAUCCAAUAGUCCUUGUCAACAAUCGCCAAGUUCAGAUUCGAAAGAAUCUCCACGAGGCUAUACGGCAGAUCUUCGAACACUAUUCAAAUUACCGGAAGCAACGUCGUGAAUGCAAGUGUCCGCACCAUCUUGGAGCCACGGUUGUGGAUGAGCGCGCGCUAGAAGACCAGGACGACUCCGUUCCAUACCUUCCGUGGGAUCGCCGUCGUGGUCCCCUCGUGGAUACUUGCAGAUGUGGAGACAGGCCUAAGAAGGAUUGCCAUGAAAAAUCAUUAGGUCCUUGGACUAAUCUGGGGGAUAGCAGUUUUUGGGCGAAAUACGACCCACCCCGACUAUGGAUUGACGCCCUCUGCAUCAACCAAGACGACAACAAAGAGAAAAGUAGCCAAGUCGGGAGGAUGGGUAUCAUCUUCAGCUCUGCCAAACUGGUGCUUUCCUGGAUAGGGUUGCCCAGAGAUGGUAGUAAUGAUGCGCUGAGAAUGAUGAGAACUCUGAGCAUGUCAUACCCAGAGCUGCCCGAAUUCGUGGCAACAGGCGGCCUUACGGACAGCCUGAUAGUUUCGAUUGCGUCCCUUUGUGAACGUACUUACUGGCGCAGAGUCUGGAUACUGCAGGAAUUAUACCUGGCCCGAAAGUACGUGGUCAUGUGUGGUCCUGAGUCCAUCGCAUCAGAGUCGUUUGACGAGGCUCUGGCCCGCCUUGCACGCACACCAACCCGCCAUGACAGCAUCGACCGAAGCGCGGCAAAGGCGAUAGUCGCUGCAAUGUGGGAAAAGAGGCUCUACUCGUUCGUUCGAUGGCUUCGUAUCAUUCUUGAUGCCAAUUUUCAAGCUACCGUCCCGCAUGAUUAUAUUUAUGCGCUACUCUCCAUCUCUUCUCCCGCCCUCUUUGACAUGGACAAACCAGAUAUUGACAGGACCAAGAUCAUAGUGGACUACGACAAGACAAUUGCGGAAGCUUACUGUCAGUUUUUACAGUCAUUCGAGGUAGGCCAAUCAUUGAUGAAGCACAGCCACUGCUUCCUGAAACUUGCGCUCAAAAUGGGUCUUUCACACGAGGAAGGUGUCGCUCUGCUGGAUCCGGAGCAUUUGAAGAGACGUGAGGCGGCAAAGGGCUCGAAGAGUAAUUUCGAUAAUUGGCUCUUUGAUCUCUGA